Gracilinanus agilis (Agile Gracile Mouse Opossum) is the source of this 1342-nucleotide messenger RNA. It is a transcript of the gene VPS72, whose product is annotated as vacuolar protein sorting 72 homolog. Bases 68 to 1201 code for a protein of 377 amino acids. The record is from RefSeq and is a predicted model, not a curated record. Lineage: Eukaryota; Metazoa; Chordata; Mammalia; Didelphimorphia; Didelphidae. Gene Ontology annotation, molecular function: ATP-dependent H2AZ histone chaperone activity. The transcript has 6 exons. Gene Ontology annotation, biological process: chromatin remodeling; regulation of DNA-templated transcription. Gene Ontology annotation, cellular component: nucleus.
GGCGGAAAACGCCGAGCGCCGAGCGAGCCGGGGGCUGCCGCUGGUGACGGCUGCGGCCGGAGAAGGGAUGAGCUUGGCCGGGGGCCGAGCACCCCGGAAGACCGCAGGGAAUCGAUUGUCUGGGCUCUUAGAGGCAGAGGAGGAAGAUGAGUUCUACCAGACCACUUAUGGGGGGUUCACUGAGGAAUCUGGUGACGAUGAAUAUCAGGGGGACCAGUCAGACACAGAGGAUGAAGUUGACUCUGAUUUUGACAUUGAUGAAGGAGACGAGCCUGCAAGCGAUGGGGAUGGAGAUGAACCCAGAAGAAAGCGUCGUGUAGUCACCAAGGCCUACAAGGAGCCUAUCAAGAGCUUGAGGCCUCGAAAAGUAAGCACCCCCGCAGGCAGCUCCCAGAAGGCACGGGAGGAGAAGACACUGCUACCCUUGGAGCUGCAGGAUGACGGCCUGGACAGCCGGAAGUCAAUGCGCCAGUCUACGGCUGAGCACACUCGCCAGACAUUCCUCCGGGUUCAGGAGCGGCAGGGCCAGUCGCGGAGGCGGAAGGGUCCGCACUGUGAGCGACCACUGACCCAAGAGGAGCUCCUCAGGGAAGCCAAGAUCACAGAGGAGCUCAACCUGCGUUCCCUGGAAAACUAUGAACGGCUGGAGGCGGACAAGAAGAAGCAGGUUCACAAGAAGCGUAAAUGUCCGGGGCCGGUGAUCACCUACCACUCCAUGACGGUGCCCCUGCUGGCCGAGCCCGGGCCCAAGGAGGAGAACGUGGAUGUGGAGGGGUCUCUCUGCCUCCUCCUCAUAGUCUUCCUCUCCAUCAGGCUUGAGCCCACCCCUGUGGUGUCGGCAGUGGCUCCCCACUCUGGAGCGGGGCCGGUGCUGCCCCCUGCGCGGUGCUCACGCACGUUUAUCACCUUCAGCGAUGACGCCACGUUUGAGGAGUGUUUUCCUAGGGGAAAGCCCCCCAAGAUCCCCGUGCGGGAGGUGUGCCCCGUCACCCAUCGCCCGGCCCUGUACCGAGAUCCCGUUACAGAUAUCCCCUACGCCACGGCCAGAGCCUUCAAGAUCAUCCGCGAAGCCUACAAGAAGUACAUCACGGCCCACGGACUGCCGCCCGCUGCCUCCGCCCUGGGCCCCGGCCCGCCGCCCCCCGAGCCCCUCCCCGGGCCCGGGCCCCGGGCUCUCCGCCAGAAAAUCAUCAUCAAGUGAAAGGCCGGCCGGCCUGGGAGACCUGGCGGCCGUCACCUCGCCUCGCCCUCUCGCCCUCUCGUGCUCCUCCUCCUUCCCUCACCCCGAGCCACCUGCCCGGGCCUGUCUGUAUUUUUUAAUCUAAUAAAAAUUGGAAAACUC